This is a messenger RNA of Melopsittacus undulatus (budgerigar), 2048 nucleotides long. RefSeq names its product BCL2 family apoptosis regulator BOK (gene BOK). The transcript has 5 exons. The coding region runs from base 406 to 1047 and encodes 213 amino acids. Gene Ontology annotation, biological process: extrinsic apoptotic signaling pathway in absence of ligand; regulation of apoptotic process; intrinsic apoptotic signaling pathway in response to DNA damage. Gene Ontology annotation, molecular function: protein homodimerization activity; protein heterodimerization activity. Gene Ontology annotation, cellular component: mitochondrial outer membrane. The record is from RefSeq and is a predicted model, not a curated record. Lineage: Eukaryota; Metazoa; Chordata; Aves; Psittaciformes; Psittaculidae.
UACAAGGCCAAAGCUAGCAGCUUUCCUCUGCGCCUGGGUGCCUCAAAAGCAGCAGAGCAAGCCUGGAGGAUCCCGGUGGAGUGCAGUGGGAUGCGAGACUGGCAGAGAUGGGGAAGGAAGCACUGGUGUGAGCCCUGCAGAGCGUAAGAUAGAGAAGUCUGGGGCUCUACAGAGGACAAGUGUGACAGUAUCCUGUGAAUGCUAAACCAGGUAUUCAUUGAUGCAGAUCUUCCAGAGAAGCAUGAAAGCAAACCCAAAAAGAAAUCACUGAGGGGGAGCAACGUGAGAGGUGAAAUGAGACCAAGAGACCAGAGGAUCACUACACAGCUCCUGCAAAUUCUCAUCUAAGGCACCAGCUCAGCCUUCCAGCAAGUGUAUGUGGAGGUGCGGGUUGAGCAGCCAAGGAUGGAAGUGCUACGCCGUUCCUCAGUCUUUGCUGCAGAGGUGAUGGAGGUUUUUGACAGGUCUCCCACUGACAAGGAGCUUGUGUCUCAGGCCAAGGCUCUCUGCAGAGACUACAUCAAUUCCAGGCUAAUUCGAGCAGGUGUCAGCUGGAGCAAACCUGAGUACAAUGCACCUGUGCCUGGUGGUAAGCUGGCUGAGGUGUCCACCAUACUGCUGCGACUGGGGGAUGAGCUGGAAUACAUUCGCCCCAACGUCUACCGGAAUAUCGCCCGCCAACUGAACAUCUCCCUGCACUCGGAGACAGUGGUGACGGAUGCCUUCCUGGCAGUGGCAGCACAGAUUUUCACCGCAGGCAUAACGUGGGGCAAGGUGGUGUCUCUCUAUGCUGUGGCAGCUGGGCUGUCAGUGGACUGCGUGCGGCACGCACAGCCAGCCAUGGUUCACACUAUCGUAGACUGCCUGGGAGAGUUUGUCCGCAAGACCUUGGUGACAUGGCUGAAAAGGAGAGGAGGCUGGGCAGACAUCACAAAAUGUGUGGUGAACACUGACCCCAGCCUCCGCUCCCACUGGCUCGUGUCCGCUGUUUGCAGCUUUGGUCACUUCCUCAAGGCUAUCUUCUUCGUCUUGCUGCCUGAGAGAUGAACUCGAGUCGUCAAGUGCAGCCCCCCUGCCCCAUCUCCUCCCCCACUCCAGAAGCAGCGGUAAUGCCAAUCUGAAGAGGAGGAAGAGAAGACCCAUGACAAACAGAAGGCUUGUUCUUCUCUUCCUUCAGCUGGGAGCAAGCGAUCAACCAUGGUCUCCUUGUUGCACCCACAGGAGACACUCUCACCAUUAAUCCUUUCAAGAGUCUUGUUUGCCUGGGGGACUUGUUUGUGUGGCCUGGACAUUGCCAGUCCCUGGGCACACUGAUUGCAGCUGUGUGCAGCGUGGACUGUCUGACAUCUGUGUCUUACGGCUGUGUUCCAUGCUUAUGCUAGUGCCAGGCAGAGGGGAGGAGGAAGGGGGUAUUAUUUGAAAUGGGUUAGAUAAUAGGAGAAGGGAAGAGUCCCUCCUUCUCUCCAUGUGAUUCUCCUUUCAGUCCUCAGACUUGCCUUGCAUCAAUUCUUGUUACUUUUGUGCUUAAACUCCAUCUCCUUCUUUAUACCCAACUCUGACUUGCUGGGCUCUGUCCCCAGCAUGGCGCAGUGGAGGGGAAAAUGUAGCUGUGGGGGUUUAUUGUGAUUAAAAACAAACCUGCUGUCAUCAGAUGCUUGCUCUUGGCAUAUCCUGGAAAUGGGACUGCAUGAGAGGCAGUUGCAUGGGACGCGGUUUGCAGUGUGUUUCAUGGAUCCCUCUUGGUGUGCACACGUCGGUUCAAAGAGGAGAGCAAGGGGCAAUGCCUUAAGCAACAACUUGAGAUUGCAUUUCAUAAUGAAGAAGAAUGUUUUCUCCACUGGGGUUUUAUCAGAACUAAGCAUGUGAGUAGGAAAGGCUGGGGAGCAUGGGCAGGAAUUAGGGAAACAGUAAGUGAUGUUUAAGUUGUGAAAGGGGAAAGCUGUGUCAAAUGUACCUGGUUUAUGUUUCUCCAUAAAUGUCUUCAGAAGUACAACUCGCAGUCAUUUGUGUGGCAAACAAUAAAAGAAAAUAGGUGGUGUUUCACUAUU